AUGUCACAUUUUGCAGUCCCAAUUGCCAUUAUAAUCCCAGGAAGUACAAAAACUGGAAUUGCUUUGCUAUAUGAUGAAAUAUCUGAAAAUGCCUAUGAAAUCCGAUUGAAGCUUUCAAAAGAGGUACUAACAAUUCAAAAACAAGAUGUCAUCUGUGUUAGUGGAAGUGUUCCCAAUGCAAAUCACAGAACCGUUAAACUUCGUAGACAACCAGUUGGCGGCUUGGGCUUAAGUAUAAAGGGUGGUGCCGAGCACAAAGUGCCUGUUGUUAUAUCAAAAAUACUUAAAGACCAAGCAGCAGACCAGUCAGGAAUGCUAUUUAUUGGAGAUGCCGUAAUACAGGUUAACGGCAUAAGUGUAGAAGGUGCUACACAUGAAGAAGUGGUGCAACUACUGCGAAAUGCUGGCGAUGAAGUUGCCAUCACCGUUCAAUACCUCAGGGAAGCACCAUCAUUUCUAAAGCUCCCAUUGGGUUCCCCUGGACCAUCAAGUGAUCACAGUAGUCGUGCUUCUUCCCCUCUCUUUGACAGUGGUUUACAUUUAAAUGGAAACUCAACAAAUACAGCACCAUCAUCACCUUCUUCACCCACAGCUAAUGAACCAAAAUAUGAGAAGCGUUGGCUGGAUACCUUAUCAGUUCCUCUAUCAAUGGCUCGAAUUUCGAGGUACAAAGCUGGAACAAAUAAAUUAAGAUCUAAUGCAUUUGAAGUACUGGCCCUCGAUGGAAUUAGCACUGGGAUACUUCAGUUUUGUUCAGCGCAGGAGAGUGCUGACUGGCUGCGAGCAUUAUCAACUAACAUCAGUGAUUUGACACUACAAAAUAUGAAAAUGGCAAAUAAAUGCUGUUCUGCCUCGGACCAGGUGAUACAUAUGGGGUGGGUGAAUGAGAGGCUCCAGGGAGAAGACUCCCCCCAACUGUAUACAUUCAAGUUCCUGGCACUGAAAGGUUCAUCGUUCUAUAUUUUCGGCACACCACCGGUAAGCACAUUAGACUGGAUACGAGCUGAAAAAACGUAUAACCUCUGUGAGGUUCUAUUUAAAAUUCACAAGCUCUGGCUCAAUAAUGACUGUUGGCUACAAGCAAAUUUAUAUUUGGGUAUUCACCAAGACUAUGAGCUUGAAAACCAGAGGCCAUAUUGUUUCAGUGUUGUGGUUGGACAUGGCAAGAGUCAUUACUUUAAUGUGGAACAAGGAAGUGAGCUGGCAAUAUGGGAGAAAUCAUUUCAAAGAGCAAUCUUUUUGGAAGUUCAGAGAACAGGGUCUAAAACUUUUACGUGUUCCUGGCAAGGAGAAAGUCUGUGCUUCACCUUAGAUUUUACUGUGGGAUUCACAUGUUUUGACAAUAAAACAAAGAAGAUUCUCUGGAGAUUUAAAUUUUCUCAGCUCAAGGGGUCAUCAGAUGAUGGAAAAACUCGAGUUAAACUGCUUUUUCAGAAUACUGAAACAAAACAGAUUGAGACAAAGGAACUAGAAUUUCAGGAUUUGACAGCAGUUUUAAACUGCAUCCAUUCAUUUAUAGCUGCUAAAGUUGCAUCGGUGGAUCCAUCAUUUAUAGACAGCCAAUUCAUUGCAAGAAAAUAUACUUACAGUAAUUAAGAGAACAAUGUGUUGUGAUUAUAACAGAUAAAUUAUUUUCUUAAAGAAAAAAAUAUUUCAUGUGCACUAUUACGGUUCCAUGUAAUUUUAUAACAGAUC
Molecule: messenger RNA, 1695 nt
Organism: Notechis scutatus (mainland tiger snake)
Lineage: Eukaryota; Metazoa; Chordata; Lepidosauria; Squamata; Elapidae
Source: RefSeq, a predicted model, not a curated record